AGGAAGAGUUUAUUCUUAAUCUUGAAUCUCAGGUAAGCCUUCUUAAUUUUUCAUUCAACAUCAUUCAACUCUGUUCUUCUUGUGCAGAUAGAGUAUUAUGUUUAGUGACUGGAGAAUUAAUUUAAAGUCCUAAACUUAUUGUACAAGGGCCAAAUUAGUCAUAAACAUUACAUUAUGCCAAUUUAGUCACAAAACUUUCGAUAACUUGCCGAGUUAGCUCUAAAUCUUUCAAUUGUGCCCAAUGAGUACUCGAUAAUUUGAUAAUUUAUCAAUUUAGUUUCGAACCUUUUAACAAUGUGUCAAUUUGGUUAUUUUGAUUAAUGAUGGCUAGAAACUGCUGAUGUGAUAAUCUAGUCAGUACCGAUCAUCUAUGAUAUGGACAAUUUUUCUAUCUUAUGAUUUUUUUAAUCUUUAUAUAUAUAUUUUUUCAUAUUCUUUUUUUUUUUAUUCCCUUUUUCCCUCCAUUGGCCUCAAACGAGGGACUUUUGCGCUUGGGUUGUGACUGCCGCCCUCACCACCUUUACCAAGGGACGAUGAGGGCAGCCCUUGCCUAAGGCUAGUGGAGGGAAAAAGGGGGAAAAAAGUAAAAGGAAAGAUUAGAAAAGGAAAGGAAAAAAGAAGAAGAAAAACUCAUAAAAUACAAAAAUUGUAAAUAUUGUAAUAUAUUAGUGCCGAUCGUAUCAUGUAGAAUAGUUAGCGUUGACUAGACCGUCAUGUUAGCCAUUUUCAGCCAAAAUUGAUCGAAAUGAUGAAAUUGAUGAAUUGUGAAAAUGUUUAAGACUAAAUUGACAAAUUAUUAAAAAAUUUAUAGCUAAAUUAGUACAAUUGAAAGAUUUAGGACAAUUGGCUACCGUAUAAUAACUUUAGGGCUUUUUGGACAAUUUUCUUGUUUAGUAACUACAUGCUGCAAGUAUUUUCAAAUCAAAUAGUAUAGAAACUAUGUAUGCAUUUGAUAGAGAAAUAGAAGGUUAGAUCAUGCAUGUUCCAGUAGAAUUUAUAGGAGUUAUGAUUUUGUAUUAUUUGCGGCCACGUGAUUUGAACGGCAAAUUGACUUUGCUGCGCGGCCUUGGGAGAUCUGGGGAGCGGACGGUCUUCCAUUACUCAUCUCUCAAGCUUGGCAGAUUCUUCAGAUAUUUCCUCAAUUAGUUGAGGCGCAGGGCCUCCUAAAACUGAACGACUUUUCCGAUUCGCCCUAUGGCAACAACACAGCCAAGUGCCGCAGAAAUGAAUCAGAUUGUCAAGGAAGUUGUGGUUACCAUGAAGACGAAGAUGGACAACUUGCCUCUAUUGUCCACCGAGCGUUGCAUCUAUCGAGUGCCUGAGAAGUUGCGUAGAGCAAACGCAGAGGCCUACACGCCUCAAGUCAUCUCCAUCGGGCCGUUCCACUAUGGUAAGAAAGAGCUUCAGUUGACGGAGGAGAUCAAACUGAGGUACGUGACAGGCUUCCUUCGCCAUUGCAAGUUCGACCUCCCAGCUUGUACCAGAAUGAUCAGCGAAUCGGAAGACCGCAUUCGGCAAUGCUACCAAGAAAAGCUCACCCAAGGCAGCUAUGAGCUCGUAGAAAUUAUCUUAGUGGAUGCAGUUUUUUUAGUUGAGCUGUUCAUAACGAACCAUUACUGGAACCACGACCCUGAGCACCGAGACCUGAACGACGAGAUAUUCAGCAAGCAGUGGAUGAGCAACGCUGUAUUCCACGACCUCUUGCUGCUGGAAAAUCAAGUCCCGUUCUUUGUCCUCGAGAAUCUAUACAGCCUCACGACAUUGAGUGCCACUGUCACAUUCUUUAAGCUUAGCUACGAGUACUUCAGAGAUGUCCUGCACGGGCAUGAGCUUGUAAGCACGAGAGUUCAGGUGAAGCACCUGGUGGACUACGUGCGAGCCCUGCAACUGCCUGCAUUCCCUCGGCGCGUGAUGCACAAAGAGAGCAAGAAAUUCCAGCUGACUCGGAGUGCAAAGGAGCUGCAAGAGGCCGGGGUCAAGUUCAGACAGGGCGAGGGAACCUCCUCCGUGCUCGAUGUUGACUUCAAGGAUGGUAUCCUUGUGAUGCGGCAUGUGGUUGUGCACGAGUGGACCGAGCCGUACUUCAGGAACAUGAUUGCGUAUGAGCAGUGCCACCAUGAUGAAAAGUACAUCAGCAGCUACGCCAUUCUCAUGGACAGCCUCAUUAACACGCCCGAAGACGUCGACAUUCUAAUCAGCUGUGGAAUUUUGGAAAAUCGGCUUGGAAGCACGGAUGAUGUGGCUCAUCUCUUCAACAGCAUGUACAAGGAGACCAUGAGGGACUCUAGCGAGUUCGUCUACUCGAGCCAGUGCCUGGGCCUGAACGCGUACAGCAGGAACCGGUGGCACCAGUGGAAGGCUGCUUGGUACCGGUGGAGGGUCAUCCUCCACCGAGACUACUUCAGCAACCCGUGGUCUGGGAUCUCCGUGGUCGCUGCGGUGGUGCUGCUCGUUCUGACCUUGUUUCAAACUGCGUGUUCCUUUUUGGAUAUAUACGCGGGUGACGCCCGGAGAUUGUUCCGUAGGCGCAAAAGCCAUUACUAGAUCCAUGGAAUAGAAAGUCUCAAACUAGAUUUGCAUAUCCUAAACACACUCAUCAAUGGCCGCAUCAUUUACGAAAUAGAGUGUAAAGACCACGAAAGAGAUCUUAAUGAA
This is a messenger RNA of Eucalyptus grandis, 2655 nucleotides long. RefSeq names its product UPF0481 protein At3g47200. The record is from RefSeq and is a predicted model, not a curated record. Lineage: Eukaryota; Viridiplantae; Streptophyta; Magnoliopsida; Myrtales; Myrtaceae. Bases 1195 to 2544 code for a protein of 449 amino acids. The transcript is spliced from 2 exons.